GGACCGCUACAACAAGGGAAAAUCCCUUCGAUCAAUUAUGUGCGUGGUGGGUGGGUCGGUCUCGACGUGACACAGCAUUGUCGUCUUGUCAGCAACCUCUCUAAAUCCUGAUCGUCCCUGAGUAUAAAGAUUUACCUAAGGUUUAUUUCCGAGGUCGUCAAUGAGCGAGCGACCACCUCCUCCUCAGCAGCUUGACGCAGCAACCCCGGCCGCUGAGCCGGGGAUCGCGUCUCCGGGGACAAAGACAGACGAAACGGGGGGGAAGAUAGUCCCGGCCCCGCCCCCUCAGGAAACCCGUCAACAGCGGCUCACCCCUCCUUCUCGAGCCUCCCCUGUGCAGCAGGGACAGCAGGAGGAACCAAUGGACACUGACCCUCCUCACCCUCCUGCGACCAGCCAGCCUCCACCUCCUCCUAAAGAAAUGGAGACGGCUUUCACAGAGGAGCCUAAGACAGUGGAACCUGUACUGAAUGGUCUGCAGUUGAAGACACACUCUAAACCGCUGUUGAAGGCCUUCAGCUAUGCCCUGGCUCCCGGGACGGACACCAUCAACCCAGUCCAGAGGAAGGUUCUGGUGGUAGACGACGAGGGAGUCCAGGGAGACCACGUGGCCGUACACAGACUGGAGCCCGUCUCAGAAACUCACCGAGACGGUCUGAUACUUGAGCCUGCGUACCUGGAGGGGUACGAGGGGAGCAACUAUCCCGUGUUGAUUGUGAGUCAAUCGGACGGUCGGGAAAUUUUGUCCCUCAUGGAGCACAAAGAGGAGGAUGUUCUGUGUGAUAUUGAGGCUGAGAGUGCAGUCGAUGCCGUGCCUCAUCGUCAGCCACCAGGCCACUCAUUAGUUGUUACCGAUCAGCCUAGAGCUGGGGGGCCGAGAGGAGCUGGUGGCACUCAUGAGAGCAAAACUUCAGGGUUCAGGAAAAUGAAAAAUGAACUGAACAAGCUAAUGUUUUCUGGUGAUACUCCAAUUCCGAUGAGUGAAGACAGUGGCAAAUUCUGUCUUUGUAUGUCUGUCUUCCAAAAUUAUGAAGUUUUGGGAAAGCCAGACCAGAGCCAAGUAAAGGAUGCUCUGAAAAAGCUUCACAAACACAUGCAUUCUCUAAUUUAUGAAGAUUUUCCAUUCUACAUUGUACUGGCAUACAGACUCCAUAAAAAGAUGACUACCAUGUACAGUUAUGAAGAUUGUCAAAAUUUCAUGAUGACAUGCAUCAACAAGAUUGAAACUGUCAACACAUAUACACCUAUUGCUACUACUCUCACCAAGUUUCUGGGGGCUGGAGAUUUCACCAUCAUGUUUGGUGACGCCAAAGCCAAUUCUAGUGUCUUUCGACUGCUUGAAGAGGCCUGCAUUCAUCUGUGCAAAAUCUCUUUUACUUCUCGCCAAGCACAGCACACUCAUAAGAAGCCACCUUCUUCCCAGCUCCACAAGAGGUUUAUCAUCAACACAAUGCUCUGGGUGUCCUUGUCACUGAAAGUGAGGUCCCAUAGAGGAAGCGUAACUGAAGGUAAUUUGAAGAUGUGGAAAGACCAGCUGACCAGCAGGAGUCACCUUCUUUCGAUGAAUAUUUUCCAAAUUGAAUGCCUCAAGAAUGGCCUCCUCUUCGGAAAGGCACUUGAUCUUCCUCGAGAACUGAGAUUCAACACUGUACUUAUGCAAGAGAUGCUUGUUCCACCUGCUCCUUCCUCCACUGUAACUGUUCGCUAUUUCACUCACCUGAGUCAUUUUUUCACUGAGCUGCACACGAGCCUGAGCAAGGAAGAUUUUCCUAUCAUUCUGACCUAUUUACGUAGUGCGUAUGACCAAUGUGUGAAGCCUGGACAUACUCCACGCUAUAGCCUUUUCACUGAAACAGGAACUCUAACUGGGACAUUGACUGAGGGCCUUAAUUUCCUGAACACCAUCGUUGAUAUCUGUACCCAUCGAAAGAUCAUAGAUUUGGAGUCAAAAUCUCAGACCAAUGCAGCCCAACAAAAGGUCAAGCAGUCAGAGAUAGCUGUGUCCCAGAUAAAGGCUGAGCUCUGGAAGUGGCUGCAGCUCUUGCUGCAGCUAAUUGACGUGACUGCACAUCAGGCGAAUGUCCAUCUUAAGCAGUUUGUUGUGAAAGGAAAGGAGAAAGGUGUGGUGAAACACUUUCAAAGGGAAAUCAGAAACAUUGUAAUUACCAACACAAAAGAGAACUUUUCACGGUUGCCAAUCCAGAGAUUUUUCCCGCUGUAUACUGCCUUUAUGAUCUGGCCAUCCAAGUUCCUGGAGGACUAUCUCAACCAGUACAAUGUGCCCAAAGGCGUUAGAAUAUCUGAUGGUACAUGGGCUGAGUUCUUUAGAGGAGUUUCAGAAAGAUUCUCAGGAGCCCACUCCCACUACUUUAUAAACGACUUUCUUCAGUCGGUGGCAGGGAAGUACGAGGAGAGUAAAGCGAAGGAUUUCAUCCUUGAUCUCCUGACACUCCGUGUUAGUGGUCUUCUGGCCAUUGAUCCCAUAGCUGAAGAAGAGGAGGAGAUAGCGAGGGGAGAUAAAGCACAGAAGGAUUUCAAGAAGUUCCUGCAUAAUUUCAUACGGAAAAAUGCCCUGAAGCACUCACUUCUCCAGGAAAUGGCUGUGAUAAUGGACUCUAUCACAGCAGAGAGAGAUGAGUUCCAAGGCCUGGUCCUGGAUGUGCUC
Molecule: messenger RNA, 2665 nt
Organism: Geodia barretti
Lineage: Eukaryota; Metazoa; Porifera; Demospongiae; Tetractinellida; Geodiidae
Source: the annotation of a GenBank genome assembly